AUGUACGAUGAACCUGACGGACUUUUGCACGUGAAAAGCGCGUUCUCCAAGGCAGAAUUGGCGUGCGUACAUGAUCUACUCGAGAACGAGGGCUGGCUGAAGAAGGAGCAAGCGAUGCAAUUUUCACCGCUCCCGAGUUGGCUCGUGGUUGUCGGCCAGAGACUGUACCAAAUCGCCGUCGAAGUCGGCUUUGUCAUGGACGAUGAACGGCCUUUGUUUAACUUCUCUCAGUGCAUCAUCAAUCAGUACACACCGCCUGGUGGACUGACGCCGCACGUUGAUCUGAGAGCGUUUGGCGAUCUCAUUGCGUCGAUUUCUUUGUGCUCCACAGUCGCAAUGGAUUUUGCACCAGUCGAACCAAAUGCGAAUAUGCAAAGUAACCUAACGCUGCGUCUUGAUCAUGGUGAUGUGCUGAUUUUCAAGGGUGAUGCACGCUGGCGUUGGACUCACGCUAUCCCGUCUCGCCAAGUUGACAUCUUUGGUGCCGAGCGAGUUGAGCGCGCACACCGAAUAAGCAUCACUCUGCGAACGAUGGAUCCUGACGGACACGUUCUCGAAGUGCCGGCGACAUGA
Molecule: messenger RNA, 573 nt
Organism: Ostreococcus tauri
Lineage: Eukaryota; Viridiplantae; Chlorophyta; Mamiellophyceae; Mamiellales; Bathycoccaceae
Product: Alpha-ketoglutarate-dependent dioxygenase AlkB-like
Exons: 1
Coding region: 1-573 (190 amino acids)
Biological process (GO): fatty acid metabolic process; DNA damage response
Cellular component (GO): mitochondrial matrix
Source: RefSeq, a predicted model, not a curated record